GAAAAAAUAUACUUGUCUUACUUUAACUUAUUGCACCGGUGCAACAGUGCAGCUAGAAAGAACAGACCAAUGUAAUUUAUGUGUAGGUUAUGUGUCAAAAGAUUGUCUUGUAGGUUAUGUCACACUAGAGAUUAUCAAAAAAGAUUAUACAAGAGCGAUAUAAAAAACGUAAAUUACAGCUAAUGAAGCAGUAUUCUUGUGAUGAAAUCCUUUGCUCCUUAAGGUAUUUAAACGUUGGAAAUUAUGUCUCCAAAUGACGUGACAGAUGUCACGAUCGAAGAGAGGAACGAUAAAAAAAGCAUCCGCAAACAGAAACGUGCUCAUCACAGGCUACUUAGAGACAUGAAUAUUAAAUGUAUGGAGCAUCCUACGCAGCAUCUGAUGAUAUGCAAUGGUGGCUUAGUUACUGGUAUCAAGAGGGAGACAUUGCAAUCCAUGCUGGAUAUGCUGAUUUCCAAGUAUACUUUAAUAAUGCCGGCAGGCAAGUCUUAUUGUUUUGUGUCAUGCAACUCAAAGGAGGAUGCAACAUGCGUAUACAAUUACAUUCAUGGACGGAUUAAGCUUCCAGGCCAGAACGGCCCAUUAUAUGUAUGCCACAUUGAAACAGUUUCUACCACAGAUUACGUUGAAUCUGAUUCCACGUUUCCCCCUGGUCUUACGUUAAUAGAAAAUUUCAUAACGGAGGAGCAAGAACAAACUUUGCUGGGAACGCUCAAUUGGGAUGAAUGUGAAUCUGUCUCAUCGCAGUUGAAACACAGACAAGUAAAACAUUAUGGAUACGAGUUUGAAUAUGGCACAAACAUGGUAGAUCCUGACAGACCUAUUCUACCGAUUCCUCAUGAUUAUAAGUUUCUGCAGACACUGUUUGACAAGCAUGGUCACAAAUACACUUAUGAUCAAUUGACCAUCAACAAGUAUUUAUCUGGACAAGGUAUACCAUCGCACAUCGACACGCAUAGUGUCUUCGAGGAUACAAUAUUAUCUCUGUCACUGGGAUCUGCGUGCGUCAUGAACUUUAAGAAGGACGAUCGAAAGAUUGAUGUCCUCCUGCCAGCCAGAUCCUUAUUGAUCAUGACGGGAGAAGCGAGGUACGCGUGGACGCACGGCAUCUGUCCUCGUCACAGUGAUAUAAUCAAGACGAAAAACGGGUCUACGACGCGGGAACGUGAUACUAGAGUGUCCUUCACUUUCAGAAAAGUGCGCCGAGGCGAAUGCCGCUGCAACUUCAGAGAUUACUGUGAUACUGUAAAACGUAAUACUUUUAUUGACGCUAGUGCGGCGUCGGGAUUGGAAAAUUCAUAUGUACAUAAGGUUUACGAUGAAAUAUCUAAUCACUUUAGUGAAACACGACAUAAACGAUGGCCCAAUGUAACCAAAUUCCUCGAAAGUUUGGAAGAGGGUACAUUGCUGUUGGAUGUGGGUUGUGGGAAUGGCAAAUACCUUUAUGGAAAUCAGAAUGUAUAUAAGAUGGGAUGCGAUCAUAGUUCCGGAUUGAUGGACAUAUGUCACAAACGUGGCUUUGAGGUUCUUCAGUGCGAUUGCCUGUACUUGCCGUACAGAGACGAUUCCGUGGACGCGGCAAUCAGUAUUGCGGUUAUUCAUCAUCUAUCUACCUGGGAGCGAAGGCAACGCGCCAUUUCCGAGAUGAUUCGAGUGCUGAGACCAAAUGGCAAGUGCUUGAUCUACGUAUGGGCGAUGGAGCAGCGUAAGAAUUCCACGGAUUCGCUCUAUUUGAAGUAUGGCAAGAAGAACAGUCAAAAGGAAGUCGAGAAGAUCGACCGAAGUGGAAUCAAUCACGAGAGGAUCUCCGAAUGUCAUUUAACGUUACCGAUUCAUGAAAACAGAACGAACUUUGCUCAUAGUGACAUGCUGGUUCCUUGGAAGAAAAAGAGCGGCGAAUGCUUUCUGAGAUAUUAUCACGUAUUUCGAGAAGGUGAGCUCACGAAACUGUGCACGGAAAUACCUGCGGCCGUGAUCAAGGAGGUAUACUAUGAUCAGGGCAAUUGGUGCGUGUUUUUGAAGAAAUGUACAGAGAUUAUAGAAUAAAAACUAUAUUAACCUUA
Molecule: messenger RNA, 2063 nt
Organism: Monomorium pharaonis (pharaoh ant)
Lineage: Eukaryota; Metazoa; Arthropoda; Insecta; Hymenoptera; Formicidae
Product: alkylated DNA repair protein alkB homolog 8
Exons: 8
Coding region: 244-2046 (600 amino acids)
Biological process (GO): tRNA wobble uridine modification
Cellular component (GO): nucleus; cytoplasm
Molecular function (GO): tRNA binding; S-adenosylmethionine-dependent methyltransferase activity
Source: RefSeq, a predicted model, not a curated record